CUAUGCGCUAAUGACAUUUGAUUUUAAUAUAUUAGGGGCCUCCUGCAGCAUUUAGGAAGAUAUGUAUUAGCAUAUUCAUCUACAAAUCUGUGUAACGUGUUGCGAUCGCGACCCUAUACGAAGACCGCUCCGCGUCCUCAACCCCCGCCCCAAUAUCAUUGACCGGUGAGUCAAGCCGGCGAGCGACGAUGGAAUGAGAAGAGGAUUUACGGCCCGAGGAGCAGAUGCGACAGUAACCGAUGCCGGUCUCAUCUACAGAAAUGUCGGAGUUGAGCCGCAGGCGGAGAUUCCUUUUUCGGGGCAUAUCCACCCCACGACGGAACCUCGUAAUCAUCAACCCCCCCAAUCCCCAAUGCGAGAUGUGGAGUAUCCGAUAUUCUACCGACGCGGUUCUGGGGUCCCCGACCUGGUUUCUGCUCUACACGAUGGCCAAGAAAGAAAGUGGCGAACCUACCGCGGGCGGUCUGUUUGCUUAUGGGUCCCAGUCCGCUGGAGACCGGGUCGUUGACCGAAGCUUCCCCGUUGGCAUGUACAUAAGAGACAAGGACAACGUGGUCUUAUUGAAUUUCUAGGUUGGGAUUCUAUGCUUCUCGUUCUUUAGUUUUCGUCUGUUUGAGAAAUCGCAAGAUCGUGGUACCUCGUAGCUUUCGAAGACAAAGAAAACGAGCAAGUCAUCUUGCCGUCAUGGCGACGCAUGUGCAAAAUGGAAGUUCUUCGACCUCAGUCCUGGAGGUAGAGCUAGAGCCAGUCUAUUUAUCAACUCCGUUGUCGAAACAAGAUGGUGUCGACGUACCAGUCCGGGGAUCGAGUCGUCAGACGAGUAGCAAUUACGGCGAUACUACUCCAAGGCAGGAUACGAGUUCGCUUCCACCUCCGAGCACGACUACGGACGUUGUGCAAAGAUGGAACUACCCGCGCAAGAACAUCCCACGGGUUGCUUCGUGCUUUUGGUCGUUCGUCGUCAUGGGCGCUAAUGACGCCGCUUACGGUCCUCUCAUUCCAUAUAUUCAAGCACACUAUGAUCUUACGUAUCUGAUUGUAUCGCUUAUUUUCCUGUCACCUUUCGUGGGAUAUACGGUAGCAGCCUUCCUGAACAAUAUCAUCCACCUUAAGGCAGGUCAAAGGGGUGUUGCCUUCAUCUCCUCGGGUUGCCAUCUCUUGGCCUACAUAAUCAUUGCUGUCCAUCCGCCUUACCCAGUCUUAGUGAUCACGUUUAUUAUCGCGGGCUUCGGAAACGGCAUCGCGGACGCUGCUUGGAAUGCGUGGAUCGGUAACAUGGCUCGCGCGAAUGAGAUGCUCGGCUUUCUGCAUGGCCUCUAUGGGGUCGGUGCUGUUCUUAGCCCGCUAAUUGCCACGACUAUGAUCACCAAGGGUAACUUGCCGUGGUACGCUUUCUACUAUCUUAUGAUCGGAAUGGCUGGGCUUGAGGUAGUUGUUUCAGUCAGCUGCUUCUGGAAAGCAACAGGGCGCGAGUACAGGGAAUCCCUAACGAAGCAUUCCGAAUCGUCCCAGGGUAGUCUUAAGGAAGCCCUUUUUAAGAAGCCUGCGGCUCGUGUCACUUGGCUUUGCUCCCUGUUCUUACUUGGUUACGUCGGUCUUGAGGUCUCUCUGGGAGGCUGGAUCGUCGAGUUUAUGAUUCAAGUACGAAACGGCGAGCCCUUCGCUAGCGGUAUGACGGCCACCGGAUUCUGGCUCGGCUUGACGAUCGGACGUGUGGUCUUAGGGUUCAUAACACCGAGAUUAGGAGAGAAGCGCGCAAUCAUGAUAUACCUUCCUAUAACGAUGGGUCUCGAACUCCUUUUCUGGCUUGUGCCCCAGUUCUACGUUUCUGCCGUAGCUGUAGGACUUCAGGGCUUUUUCAUCGGGCCUCUGUUCCCUGCUGCGAUCGUCGCCGUGUCCAAGCUACUCCCUCGACAUCUACACGUCGGUGCUAUCGGAUUUGCUGCGGCGUUCGGUGGCAGUGGCGCAGCUAUCCUACCGUUUGCAGUCGGAGCGAUUGCACAGGCAAGGGGCGUAGAGGUGCUGCAGCCUAUUAUUCUCGCCUUUCUUGCUGCCAUCUUCCUUUUAUGGAUCGGGCUGCCGGCGAUGAAUAAGAAGAAAGAGUGAAUAUCCAAUGGUUAAGGACCUUAGUAGUUAGGUAGACGGUUAGUUAAGAAUGAUUAGACGCUAUGGGUUCGAAUAGGCUACCAAUAUAUGAGUAUAUUUAGUUUCCGAAUUGGUUGAAAUCUAUUUAGACAAGUCUCUUUCUCCAACCUACAACUCUUUGAAUAAGAACUGUGUACAUACCUACAUAUGAGGUAGGCAAGAUCCG
Daldinia vernicosa is the source of this 2311-nucleotide messenger RNA. Its product is annotated as MFS general substrate transporter. Bases 685 to 2106 code for a protein of 473 amino acids. The record is from RefSeq and is a predicted model, not a curated record. The transcript is spliced from 4 exons. Gene Ontology annotation, cellular component: membrane. NCBI's taxonomy places the organism in Eukaryota, Fungi, Ascomycota, Sordariomycetes, Xylariales, Hypoxylaceae. Gene Ontology annotation, molecular function: transmembrane transporter activity. Gene Ontology annotation, biological process: transmembrane transport.